This is a messenger RNA of Lagenorhynchus albirostris (white-beaked dolphin), 2819 nucleotides long. It is a transcript of the gene ZNF696, whose product is annotated as zinc finger protein 696. Gene Ontology annotation, biological process: negative regulation of transcription by RNA polymerase II. The record is from RefSeq and is a predicted model, not a curated record. The transcript has 3 exons. Gene Ontology annotation, cellular component: transcription regulator complex; PcG protein complex. Gene Ontology annotation, molecular function: RNA polymerase II cis-regulatory region sequence-specific DNA binding; DNA-binding transcription repressor activity, RNA polymerase II-specific. The coding region runs from base 1158 to 2279 and encodes 373 amino acids. Lineage: Eukaryota; Metazoa; Chordata; Mammalia; Artiodactyla; Delphinidae.
GUUGGCAGACGAUGGGCUGCGCCCGCGAGGGAAGUAGAAAUAUGGGCGCAAGGACGGGCCGUCCCUACGGGGCAUGGGGCCCUUAUCUGUCCUGGGCUCUCCCUGCGAAAGGGCUCACAUCCGGGAGGAGAGCGGAAGCGAGGGGCGGCCCUACUCCCGCCGUGUGACGGCCCCGGGGACAGCCUUCCCCGCCCAUUGUGACGACCAGUGUGAAGGCCCCGGGACAGCCUCAGACAGUUCCCUGAAGUGAAAUCACAGUUUAAUUUUAAGGCCUUUGUAAAUCAUCGAAUUACCCGCCGUCCAGUGCACUUUUUCUUCUUCCAGCGGUGUAUGAAGGUGCCUGUUUCCCCUAAUUGUCUGUAUGCUCAUAAGGUGCCACUGUUUUUAAGCCUUAUUGUUUUUUUUAAUAUUUACUUAUUUUAGGCUGCGUCGGGUCUCAGUUGUGGCUUGGGGGAACUUCCGCUGAGGCACGCGGUUCCCUCGUUGUGGCACCUGGGCUUUUCUGGUUGCGGGCGCAUGGGCUCCGGAGUGCAUGGCUCCGUACUUGUGGCGCUCGGGCUUAGCUGCUCCGUGGCAUGUGGGAUCUUAGUUCCCCGAUCAGGGAUGGAACCCGUGUCCCCUGCACUGGAAGGCGGUUCCUUAACCACUGGACCACCAGGGAGGUCCCAGCUACUUGUUUAUUUUCUUCUGCUGGUUACCUGUCCAUAACUUUAACUAGAUUUUUCGUGCUUUUUCAUGUACAUAUAGUGGGUUUUUAGAUAUUGAAGAUAUGAAUCUUUGUGUUGCAAAUAUCCCUCCGUUUUUUUUUUUUUCUUUUUGUUUUUGACAGUAAAUAUCCUUGUGUAGUUAGAUCUGUCACACUUUACCUUUGGUGGCAAGCUUAGCAAAAGCGUUCCUCAAUCCAGAAUUGCGCCAUUCAGAUCGUUACUUUUUUGGUUUUAUAUAUUUAUAUUCAGAUCUUUUGUCAUUAUCAAGAAAAAAUAUAAAUGCAUAGAAAUUUUUCCACACAUCCGAGGACUGACUAAAGGUGCUCGUUGGUUCCUGGUGGAGCUGAGACCACAGUGGGCAGGCAGGUGUCCUACUACUGGUGUUUCUGCGGGAAGCAGCAAGCAGAGCCCCAGCCUGAGUCCACAGAACGCCCCAGAGAGGCGACCCUGAUGGACACGUGCACAGCUUUCCUAGCACAGGCACCGAGUGGCGGCCCGGCUUCCUGCUACGCUGCUUUGGUGGCUGAGCAAGGGGCUCAGAGCCCAGGGCUGAUGCUACGACAGGCAACCUUAGAAGAAGGGGGGCGCCGUGGACAGGCUGUGCCAGGACUGUUACAGGGGCCUCCCCGGACACUGCGGUUUCCAGACCCUUGUGGGAAUGAGGAAGCUGGAGAGAGGCCCAAAGGUUCCCCUCGGGGACCAGUUGUUUAUGAGGAAACUGGAGGGCAGAAUGGCCAUGAGGACAGUGUGUCCAGGUCAGAGGUCACCCUGAAUGCAGCCUCCACAGCCGAUAGGAGAGGCCACUGGAAAGGACGGCCUUACCGAUGCAGCACCUGCGACAGGAGCUUCAAAUGCUAUUCAGAUGUGGUGAAACACCAGAGCAUUCACUCUGGGGAGAAACCCUAUGAGUGCAGCGACUGCGGGAAGGCCUUCAUCCACAGCUCCCACGUCGUCAGGCACCAGCGCAUUCACAACGGGGAGAGGCCUUACGUUUGUAAGGAGUGUGGGAAGGCCUUCAGCCAGAGCUUCAACCUCAUCAGACACCAGAGAAUCCACACGGGAGAGAAGCCCUACGAAUGUGCUGAGUGUGGCAGGUCCUUCAGUCAGAGGUCAGAUGCCAUUAAGCACCAGAGAAUUCACACUGGCGAGCGGCUGUAUGAGUGCAGCGAGUGCGGGAAAACCUUCAUCCAUAGCUCAAAUGUCGUCCGACACCAGAGAAUUCACCACGGAGAGAAUCCUUACGAAUGCAAAGAGUGUGGGAAAGCCUUCAGCCAGAGCUCCAACCUCAUUCAGCACCAGCGGGUCCACACUGGGGAGAAGCCCUACGCCUGCCAGGAGUGUGGGCGCGCCUUCAGCCGCAGCUCCUUCCUCAGUGAGCACCAGCGCAUCCACACCGGGGAGAAGCCCUACGAGUGCGGCGAGUGUGGCCGCGCCUUCAGGGCCCUGUCGGGCUUCUUCCGGCACCAGAGGAUCCACACUGGGGAGAAGCCUUUCCACUGUGCCAGGUGUGGCAGGGCCUUCCGCCUGAGCUUUCAUCUUAUCCAGCACCAGCGAGUUCACGGCACGGAGUGAGCCUGUUGGGGGGUGAACAUGGAGUGGAAAAUUGAGUAAAGAAGAUUGGAGUGUGGGUACAACACCCUUCACUUUUUGCCCACUCCCCCAGCUUUGUGUACUUUGCCCCACAGGAAGAGGAUAAAACUGUCUUGCUGGUCUCCAAGCCUGCCCGUGGAGGCCUGCAGUUUGUCUGCCGCCGCCUUGCCAGGAGCACUGGAAAGGAAAGAGGAGCCUUGGGGAAGGAGACGUGAUGGCAACGUGUGCCUCGGAAGUUAAUUUAUUUCAUUUUCACAGCACUGGGUUUUUUCCUGAAGUAUAAUUUACAUAUAGUGGAACACAUAAAUCUUAAGUGUUUGGUUUUAUGAGUUUCAACAGUACAAUGUGCUUUGACCUUUACAACCACCACACUCUGAAGAUGUAGACUAUUUCCAUCACCCCAGAAAGUCUCCUUAUGCCCCUUCAAGUCAGCCCCUCAUCCUGAGAGGCAACCAGUGAUCUCGUUUCUGUCACUAUAGUUUUGUUUGUUCUAGAAUGUUAUAUAAAUAGUGAUAUAAUUUA